Messenger RNA from Protopterus annectens (West African lungfish), 1844 nucleotides. It is a transcript of the gene CCDC51, whose product is annotated as coiled-coil domain containing 51. The coding region runs from base 296 to 1531 and encodes 411 amino acids. The record is from RefSeq and is a predicted model, not a curated record. The transcript has 4 exons. Lineage: Eukaryota; Metazoa; Chordata; Ceratodontiformes; Protopteridae.
UACGUAACCUUUUCAACGUUAAGGUGUCCUGUAUUAUGUAGUUUUUCAUUUAUUUAAAAUCUGAAUAAAGUACUGCUGUUAGUGGCAAAAUUUUAACUGUUUUAAACUGCACACUCCGAUAUAAGUUCCCCUUAUCCUGGGUUUGACAGCUAGCUUUUACUGCCUCGUGAAUACUUUCUUGUAGUGUUUGUCACUGUCAGAUGAUUCUGUAUCGGAAAGGUUCUGCAUAGGAAGUAAUAGACAAUUUCCGGGCAUAAACUUGCGGAAGUAAAGUAAUUUUCUCGACCUAUUUUCAAUGAGGUAUCAUGGAACCGUCUUUCCCCUACGGUAUGAAAUACAUUGCCGGAAGAUUUUGUUUUUGCCACAACCCAAAGUAAAUGCCAUAACACAGAGAGUAUACUGCUUAAAGCCUACACAACAGCCUAAAGUAUCAGUGGAAACUGAACUAAACCAGUUGCAGAAAUUAACAGAUCUGGGAAGGAGCUGGGGAAGAAAAUCCCUCAGUAAGGCAUCUGCUGUGGUCAACUACUGGUGGGAGAAAUAUGAACAGUUUGUGGGAAUCAAUGAAGUGCGAGAGGCUCAGGGUAAUGUUGCAGAGGCAGAGAAAGAAUUCAUGGUUUCUCGUGGAAUUGUGCGAGAGGCUCGAGAGAACCUAGAAGCUCAACAGCUAAAGUUGAAGGAGAUCCGAGACCGACUUGACAGGGUCUCAAGAGAGGAUAUCCAGUACCUUGAACUGGCUACCUUGGAACACAAACUGCUACAGGAAGAAAGGCGUUGCCGGACAGCCCAUGAAAGUGCUGAAGACUCUGAACGUGAAAAGUUUAGUCUGUUCUCAGCUGCAGUAAGGGAGAGCCAUGAGAAAGAGAGAGCAAGAGCUGAAAGAACCAAGAACUGGUCCAUCAUUGGUUCCGUGUUGGGCGCUGUCAUUGGUGUAUUGGGAUCAACAUAUAUCAACCGUGUCAGGCUGCAAGAGCUUAAGGCAUUACUGCUUGAAGCACAAAAGGGUCCUGCCAACUUACAGGAUGCCAUUAGAGAGCAGGCUGCUAUCCAUCAUUUGCAACAGAAAGAACUUGGUGAUCUUAUCACUCAUCUGAAGAGUAAAGGGGCAGAGACUCCACAGUCAGAAGGUGGUGCUAAGUUGUCUUCAACCUUACAAAUACCAGUACUAAGUGAGCCUUUGGUUGCUGCUGUAAAAGAACAGUUACAAAAUUCAGAACAUACUAAUGCAGCUGUGCAGGGAAUCAAGCAAAAGCUGCAGAUUGUUGAAAGCAGCUUAAGCAGUAUGGGACAAGAAAUUAGAGGUUUGAAGGCUGCAAUUCAAGUCAGGCAGGCUGACACAACAGGAUAUACUUCAUCUUUUGAACAGGAGGAGUCUAAACUUGUCAAGGAAGAUUUCAUUCUGGACUUGGCUGCAGCAGAGCAGCGAUUAAAGGCAAGGAUUAACAGAAAUGCACUAUACACCACUGUGUUAACAUACACUGCAUUUGCAGUGACACUUCCAGUACUCUAUUUCAUAUUCAGAAGUAGUUAGGUGAACAGUAACCCAUGAGAGAGACUUUGCCCACACAUUAAAGUUAAUGCAGUGACAAAAAGUUAUUUUUAUCACACAUUGUUAAAGAUAUGGAACACUAUGGUGCUUCUAAACUGUUGUUCAUAUUUAAACAUUAGAUAUGUAUCUAUAAUAAGACUUAUUUGGUAGUUUGAAAAGUAACAUUGUUUUACUAGCAAGUCUCAAGUAUUCUGCUUACAGCAUACUAUGAAAUUUUUUGCUUAUGGUAUUUUGAACUUUCUGGACUGAUCCUGAGUGAAGCAAAAAUUAAAAUAAAAAUAUAGAAGUUGUGAAA